AUGUUGGAUGGAUUGGUUUCGAUGGGAACCACUUAUAACUCUUCAUUUUGUUAUAAUGUGUCACGUGGAAAAUUGGUUACCAUCGAAUGUGAUUAUCCGAUGUUUUAUUAUCUCGAGAGUUUACUCUAUCGAUCGUUUUUUGGAGUGUUUUUUGAUUUGGUCGAAGUUCUGUUGUUGAGUGCUUUGUGGUUUUGUAAUAUUUGGAUACAACGAGAUUUUAUGGAAGCUUAUAUGUCAUCAGUGGCGUUGCCGCUAACUGUCUCAACUAUUAUGAAAAUCGCAACAUUGGUUUGGAAUUUUUUGUUUCCGAGAGAAAUUGAGAAGUGAGUUUUUAUUCAAAAUUCUUCAAAUGUAUUUUUGUUUCAGAGCUUGGUUAAUUGAUAUGAUCUACGCAACAUCAAUGACAACAUCUCAACUAACUCUUAUCCAAGGUCUUCCAUUUCUUCUCUACAUGGCUACUAAAAUGGGUACAACUCGGAAACAAAACUAUAAUUGUUGUACUUGGGUUCCAUUUCUUCUUGUCCUCAUGCUUUCGCUUCCACUUUCUGCCAUUUUCAAUAUGUGCUCCAAACCAACUUUUGCUGCUCCAUCUCUAAUUAUGAUUUUGGCUCUUAUCAUAAUUGCAAUGGCUUUUAUGUUUGCUUUGAUUGGAAUGGGAUGUCUCGCUUUUACUUGUUGUUCUGGAACUAAAAUGGCAAUGGAUAUGUUGGAUCCAGUUGUUUUUGAUGCAAGAAGUCGAUUGGGAUGGGUUAUGUUAUUCUCGCUUGCUGCGCCAAUCACAUUUUAUCCAUGUCUUUGUUAGUUUCAAAGGAAAAAAUUAUAUUUUCUAGAAAAAUAAUUUCAGAUUGUUAUGUUUCUCUUGCAUUUUUCCUUGAUCUCUCAAAUGACUACGAUCUUCUUACAAAUGAAAUGGCAACUCGAACUUGGAACUUCUUUUUUGGCCCAAGUGUUCUCAUUUUCACAUUUGUUAUUCUCCCAUCUUACCGUGAUACAAUUCUGUGUGGCUGCAAAUAUCGUCAAUUCACCAAAAAAGUUCAAAUGUCUCAAUUGAAUCCUGCUAUGACUCAGGUACAGUAAUCCCAAACACAGGUGAUAAUGUGUUUUGUUGUGUUCAGAUCAGCGCCAUGACUACGACACCAGUUAUUCCAAUUGUUUCCCAGCAACCAAAUGAAAAACAGCUGAAAUCUGAACCGAUAUUUCAAAUAACUGGAGGAAAACCAUCGUCUGGAAAAAAAGGAUGGAUAUCCAACACAAACUUUUUAAUAUUUUAUUAUUGA
This is a messenger RNA of Caenorhabditis angaria, 1277 nucleotides long. The record is from the annotation of a GenBank genome assembly. NCBI's taxonomy places the organism in Eukaryota, Metazoa, Nematoda, Chromadorea, Rhabditida, Rhabditidae.